AUGAAACAAGUAGAAGAUGUAACUCAUAGAGGGUGUUUGGUUGAGAUUUUUAGCAGCUUCCCCAGCUUUGAAGCCAGCAGCCCAACCAAACAGCCAGCUUCUGGGAGAAGUUUGACUGCAGCUGCAGCUUUUUUACAUGCAAAAGGAGAAGCUGGUCCCGAGCAGCUUCCACAGCUUCCUCCCCCGGUGAAUCACUCCCACGCCCAUCCUACCCCUGCCACUUCGUUAGAAUUACAGCAAAAAUGCCCCUCCCAUAUAAACGUGCAAAUCCCCCAUUCAGUUUUUUUCCUUAGCCAUUUUUCCCCGCAGCACACAGCCACACGGGAUGGAGCAAGGGCGGCGCUAGGUUUUCCCGUGGCCAGCCUCGUCCGCCGGCCGGGACUGCGCCGCCGGCGCCGGCCGGCGCCCGCCCUCGCCUCGCUGUACACCAGAGCCCGCCCUCCGGCGCCCGCCCUCGGUCGCCCGCCCUCGUCCGCCCUCCGGCGCCCGCCCUCGCCCGCCCUCCGGCGCCCGCCCUCGCCCGCCCUCGCCGGGGACUGCGCCGCCGGCGCCGGCCGGCGCCCGCCCUCCGGCGCCCUCGCCCGUGUUCGUCUGCGCCGGAGACCGCCUUCCAGCGCCUCGCCGACCUCCUCCCAAUGCACCUCCCCCUCGUUCUCAAGAUCUGCAGGAUUUUCCAAGAUGGACAAAGCAAAUUGGGAUGCAUAUCAUACUAAAAUAUUUUGUGAGAUAUGCAAAGAAGAGACGGAGAAGCACAAUAGGCCGGGUGGUUAUUUGAGUCCCAAAGGUUACAACAAUCUCGAGGAGAAAUUUUUUGAACUAACUAAGAAAAGACGCACAAGAAGGCAAUUCAAAAACAAAUGGGACCAAUUGAAGAAAGAAUAUGCUCGGUUUAUGGAGUUAAAGAAUUCUGCAACUGGACUUGGUUGGAAUGAUAAGAUGGGAACAAUUGAAGCUGAUGAUAGUUGGUGGGACAUUCAUCUUAAGAAAUACCCAGGACAUGCAAAGUGGCGGUACAUGGGCCCUCCCAACUUGAAGGAGAUGGAUGUUAUGUUUGAGAAUGCUCAUGUCACCGGGGAAACAGCCUCCAUUCCAGGAGAGAUAUCCAGUAGCUCGGAUGAUGAUGCCAUUGCGGAGGUAAAAGAGAGUGAAGAUUUGGGAACUCCUUUGAAAUAUUUCAAGAAGAAAGGAGGGCAAGGUAAAACAUUAGGUAAACGCAAAUCUAAGUCUCAUGUAGAAGAUGAAGAGGACAAGAACCCAUUUCUUCGUGCGUAUAAGCAAACCUUGGGAAAAAUAAAUUCAAGAGUGAGUGAAGGAUCAGCUAACCAUGUUCCCAAAAUUACUGCUCCAACCAUGGGAGAAGUACUUAAUUUGAUGGUGGAGUGUGGGGCCGAGGAAGGGACUUCUUUGUUCCACACCGCGACCAAGAUUGUGAUGAAGCCAGAGUAUCGUGAGUUGUUUAUGUUGAUUAAAACCAAGGAGGGCAGGUUUGACUGGCUUACGAGGGAGCACGAAGCAAUGAGCAAGUAGCAAGUUGUAUUAAAACCAUGUUCCCAAAUGUUGUUUAUGGGACCUGUUUCAGUUUGAAUGUGUGUUGAUGUAGUGAACUAUUUAUGAGAUCUGUUGCUAUCGUGUAAUGAAAAAUGUUGACUCA
Hordeum vulgare subsp. vulgare (domesticated barley) is the source of this 1651-nucleotide messenger RNA. Its product is annotated as L10-interacting MYB domain-containing protein-like. The transcript is spliced from 3 exons. Bases 1 to 1527 code for a protein of 508 amino acids. Lineage: Eukaryota; Viridiplantae; Streptophyta; Magnoliopsida; Poales; Poaceae. The record is from RefSeq and is a predicted model, not a curated record.